Messenger RNA from Loa loa (African eye worm), 2224 nucleotides. Its product is annotated as degenerin unc-8. Gene Ontology annotation, cellular component: membrane. The transcript has 17 exons. Gene Ontology annotation, biological process: sodium ion transmembrane transport. The coding region runs from base 1 to 2049 and encodes 682 amino acids. NCBI's taxonomy places the organism in Eukaryota, Metazoa, Nematoda, Chromadorea, Rhabditida, Onchocercidae. The record is from RefSeq and is a predicted model, not a curated record. Gene Ontology annotation, molecular function: ligand-gated sodium channel activity.
AUGGAAAUGCUGGAAGAAAAAAGAAUUCUUCUUAAUAGAGCAUCAAAAAUUUCGAAACGUAGCGGUAUAUCCGAUGUAAGGAGAUAUAGCUCAGCGUGUGCACUCCUCAAGGAUUUUUGCGGCCGUACAAGUUCGCAUGGUAUUCCUUUGAUUGGCUCGCCAUCAUUUUUUAGCCGUACCGUCUGGAUAGCUAUCACUUUACUAUGUUUCAUCUUGUUUCUUUAUCAAACAUAUUGGACGUUAUCCGAAUUUUUUCAAUACAGGACAAUAAUUGAAAUGCAAUUGAAAUUCGAACCCGCACCCUUUCCUGCAGCAACUGUAUGCAACCUGAAUGCCUUCAAAAACAGCGAAUUGAGAAAGUACGAAACAAUUUCUGAAGGACUAGACAUUUGGGAAGAGAGAAUUAAUCAUUAUAAAGGUUCAACGACUCAUUCAAAUACUCCGAUGAGAAAAAGACGUGAAGUUAGUUAUGCCCCUGUUUUUGUUCGAUGUAAUUGUAUGCAGUUACAUGAUCACUGUGUUCCUCAACGAAAUCCUUUGCUGAGAAAUGCAACAGUGUGCAUAUGUUUCGAAGAUAUAAAUACUGGUAAUAUUUGGCCAUGCUAUCCCACAAUCACGUGGACAGAAAAGCAAUGUUUUGAUUGCUCAUUGUCGAAGACAUGUGAUGAUCCAGAUCGGCCUAAUUCGACCACCUUACAAUCAGCUAAUAGCUACAAAUGCUUGUGCCAAUUUGUUUCCAAUAACUGCGUCAUCGUGCCGAAAGAUGAUAUCCGCUGGUGGGAUCCGAACAACUAUACCGUCUUAGCAAUCACUCAAUCACCCAUCACUUCUUUGGAACUUGCCGAAGCUUUUGGCAUGACUGAGAGACAAGAUCCAGCUGCUAUGACGGCCAAGGCGAAAGAGAACUUAAUAUUUAUGGUUGCUGCACUGUCAUUUGAAAUACGUCGGAACUUAUCCUAUACACUUGAAGAAUUUGUACUUCGUUGUUCAUUCAACAGUGAAGACUGCAACCUCGAAAGAGAUUUCAAGUUACAUAUGGAUCCUGAAUACGGUAACUGUUACACAUUCAAUUUCAAUGAUUCUGUUGAACUGAAAAACAGUCGCGCUGGACCGAUGUAUGGGCUGCGUCUAUUGUUGAAUGUAAAUCAAAGUGAUUACUUGCCAACAACCGAGGCAGCUGGUGUUCGACUUGUUGUGCAUGAACAGGAUCAAGAACCCUUUCCGGAUACAUUCGGGUACAGUGCGCCAACUGGAGUGGUCUCAUCGUUUGGUCUGAAAACGAAGGUAUUACAUCGCCUGGAUGCACCCUAUGGAAUGUGUAGUGAUACGUUCAGGCCUACUGGUUAUAUUUAUGCGGAACGUUACUCACCGGAGGGUUGCUACCGUAAUUGCUUUCAACAUACAGUACUAGAGAGAUGUGGUUGUGGAGAUCCACGAUUUCCCCUACCUUCUGACGACUGUCAUCCAUGCAACGUUAAAAAUUCUACCGAACGUAGUUGCUUGCGUAACUUUACUCAACACUCUGGUGGUUUCCAUCAUAUACAGCAAAAUUGUGAAUGUGUGCAACCAUGCAACGAAAACGUCUUUGAAACAGCAUACUCCGCAGCUUCUUGGCCAGCGAAAAAUUUUAUCAUUGGUGUAGAAUGUCCAGCCGUUGUCGACAUUGCAAAUGAUUCCCGAGCUUGUACGGAAUACUAUAGAAAAAAUACAGCAUACAUCGAAAUUUACUACGAGCAGCUCAAUUUUGAAACACUUCGCGAAACUGCUGGAUACUCGAUUGUGAAUUUAUUCUCCGAUUUUGGCGGCAAUAUCGGUCUCUGGAUUGGCUUCUCAAUCAUAACAAUGAUGGAAAUUGUUGAAUUAGUGUGCGAAAUGUGUUACUAUUUGGUAUACAGACGGCCGAUGCAGAUGGUGCGACGUAAACAACGGGAUACAGUGCUAAUAAGACGCCAAUUUCGAUUUCGUACUGAUAGCUCCUCUGCGUUAUCGACAGCAGCAGAUAAAUCAUCAUUACCCACUAAAUCAAAUUAUAACAUGCUACGAUGUUGACGCAAUUAUCAGCCAUAUCCAUCAAUUACUUAACGGAUUGUGCCAUAAUUUUCAUUUUUGACCUACAUUUUCUAGUCAUUCUAGUUCUCUCAUCAAUUAUUCCUAUAUUACCACUACACAUUUCUGUAGCUUCGAAAUUUACUUAACAAGCAACAAGCAGUAAACACGAAAUUUC